Messenger RNA from Scedosporium apiospermum, 1506 nucleotides. RefSeq lists its product as uncharacterized. Gene Ontology annotation, biological process: transmembrane transport. Lineage: Eukaryota; Fungi; Ascomycota; Sordariomycetes; Microascales; Microascaceae. Gene Ontology annotation, cellular component: membrane. The record is from RefSeq and is a predicted model, not a curated record. Gene Ontology annotation, molecular function: transmembrane transporter activity. Bases 1 to 1506 code for a protein of 501 amino acids. The transcript is spliced from 4 exons.
AUGGCUUACCACCAUGAAAAACACAGCAAUGCUACUCAGAUUCACACAUCUGAUCAGUAUGACGAGUUUAUCUCAGACGAAGCCAUUAACGUCCCAGGCUAUGACCCAACUAUCAAUGCCCAAUCCGGCGAAACAAGGAAAGCCUUGCUGAAGGUGGACUUUCUUAUCCUGCCAUUCAUCGUCCUCUGUUUUUGUCUUCUCCAGUUCGACCGUGCCAAUAUCGGCAAUGCCUUAACCGACACUCUUCGAGAGGAUAUUAGGAUCGGGAACUCGGAUAUCAACUUGGCCCAGACCCUCUUCACAGUGGGCUUCAUCAUAACCGAGUUGCCCUUUAACAUGAUCAGUAGAUACAUGGGCCCCGAGAGAUUUCUCCCAAUUACAAUGUUCCUCUGGGGCGUUGCAACGUGGGCUCAGAUUUUCCUAAAGAAUGCAACUGGUCUCUGCGUGGCUCGCUUCUUUAUCGGAACUCUCGAGGGCGGAUACAUCCCGGGGUUUGCUCUGUAUAUUUCGAAGUACUAUACCAACGACGAGCUUGCACUCCGAUACGCCAUCUUCUGGGCCUCGAAUAGUGUUGCGGGUGCCCUAGGCGGACCUUUGUCUAUUGGCUUGCUGUCUCUUCGAGGGAAAGGAGGGCUCCAUGGUUGGCAAUGGCUGUUCCUAAUUGAGGGCAUCAUGACCUGCUUUCUCGGCAUCGUCGCUUACCUGUACCUCCCUCACGGUGCCGCAAAAGCAAAGUCCUUCUUCGGCAAAACAAUCUUCAACAUCUUUACCGAGCGUGAAGCUUCCAUUCUGGUCACUCGCGUCAUCCGCAACGAUCCCACGAAAGCCCUCCGAUACGGAAAGCCCGUCCUGCUUUCCCACAUACUAGAAACGUUUACAGAUUGGAGACUAUACGGAUAUCUUGCGGCGGCUUUACUGUCAAUGGUCAUGAUUGCACCGAUGAAUACCUACGCGCCCUCCAUAAUAAAGUCCUUGGGGUUCACGGCCCUUCAAGCGAAUGGGCUCAACUCUGUCGGUAGCGUUUGUGCGUUGGUGUGGUCCGUGUCUCUUGCAUUUAGUAGUGAUAAGUUUCGCGAGCGUGGGUUCCACAUCGCCGUUGGGUAUUUGUGGGGAGCUGCCGGGCUGCUCUGGCUGGCAUUGGCACCUGAGGGUGUUGGUAAAUGGACCCUUUACGGAGGAGUUGUCUGGACUCAAAUGGGCAUGGGGAGCGCCCAGGCAAUCAGCGCCGCGUGGCUGACGGCGAAGAUGCAGGAUUAUAAGCGCCCCGUAGCUCUGGCAGCAUAUGUGAUGAGCAUCCAGCUAGCCAACUUUCCUGGAAAUCAGCUAUUCCGCUCCCAAGAUGCGCCCCGAUAUACCCGUGGAUUGAUAAUUGCAGCCUCCUGUGCUAUUGCCGCGACAGCCAUCAUCCUGAUCUGGAAGCUUUUGUACCGGCUGUUCGAUCAUGGUGACGCUGGUGUCGAAUCCAAGUUCCGGAUUGCGCUGGCGGAGGAGAGGAGCCUGAAAUAG